CGGGGCUGUGACGUCCUUGGCGUAGCUGCAGGGGAGGCCGCGGCGGGGAAAAUGGCGGACGGGAAGGCGGGAGAGGAGAAGCCUGAAAAGCCGCAGCGAGCUGGAGCCGCCGGAGUUAAUUCAUGGGAGCCUCUUCUACUGCCACACAAUCUCAGUUCCUGCUAUAUACUCUAACAAACAGUGGAAGAGACUGUUGGGUCAGUAGGUGACAACUGCAGAGGUAUCUUCCUUAUAACGAUGCUUUUUGAGGUUGCUGCUCCCAUCAAUCUGCUCAGUAAAAGUAGCUCAUCUUGUAAUGGAGGGGAAAGUUCCAGUCGCAGCGCUGAGAAACGAUCAGCUGAAGAAGAAGCUGCAGACCUCCCAACAAAGCCUACAAAGAUCUCCAAGUUUGGAUUUGCCAUAGGUAGUCAGACAACAAAGAAAGCAUCAGCCAUAUCCAUCAAACUUGGAUCAAGUAAGCCUAAAGAAACUGUUCCAACUCUUGCUCCAAAAACCCUUUCAGUAGCAGCAGCUUUUAAUGAAGAUGAAGAUAGUGAACCAGAGGAAAUGCCUCCAGAAGCAAAGAUGAGGAUGAAGAAUAUUGGGAGGGAUACACCAACAUCAGCUGGACCAAACUCCUUCAAUAAAGGAAAGCAUGGGUUUUCUGAUAACCAGAAGCUAUGGGAAAGAAAUAUAAAAUCUCAUCUUGGAAAUGUCCAUGACCAAGACAAUUAAAUGAUGUGUUUUGAAAUUGGGGUGUGGGGUGGGUGUAAAGUUAAAAGGAACAGUUUCCUUUUUUAAAGAAUGGUAUAAGACUAUCUUUGGAGCCGCUUUUUUUUUUUUUUUUUUUUUUUUUCUCCUUUUUCUUUUUUUCCUUUUUUUUAAAGAUUGAGUGGUACACUAAUAAAUGAGAGUUUGAAAUUAGAGGUAAUUUAUGUUUUAUAUACAGAUUUCAAGACAUUUGCUAAUUUUGUAGUUUCAUGUGAUUAGUUUCCAAAGGUUACAGAUAAUAAAUCAGAAAUGGUACCUUUUUAAGAAUUGCAUAUUUUUUUAGGCACAACUAUUAGCACAUUAAGAGGGAAACAAAAAGUUACUAUCUUUUUAAAACUGCAAGCAGUUACUCUCCUAACUUAACUCCCUCAUUACCUAAACUGUCUGGCUCCCAGGAACAGCCUUAUAGAGAGAGGGAGUAUUGUACUGAGAGGAAAAUGUUACUGGACUAUUGACUGAUAAUAAAUUUAGAUAAAAUACAGCUUUUUUCCUUAUGGGCAUUUGUUUUGUUUUCAAGUCAUCAUAUAAUAGGUAUUGGCAUUGCUAUCAGUGGAUACAGAUGCUUAGCUCUUAAAGAAAAAUUUUUUUUUUAAUUUUUAUGUGAAGUAUCGAGUAUUUGAAAUAGCCCACUCACCUUAAUGGGUCUUGUCUACCUUCAUUAGUCUUCAAAGAACAACCAUUUGCUACCAAAGUAAAUCAGUAUGCUGAAUGUGCUUCUCUUGGUUUUUGUUUAUAGCUAGUUCCUGUAAGCAUUUCCACCAGAACUUGAGGCAAAUCAUAAGGAAGCUGUUUCUUUUAAAAUACAAACCACCACCAAAAAUUUAAAUGUACAUACUACUUAAGCAUUUGGCUGGGUUUUAUUUUUUAAAAUGUAUAAACACCAAAAGAAGAGAGAGAAAUUUAACAUUGUAUGAAGACAAUAUGAGAAGAUGCACUUUCCGUAACUUUGUCUAAGCAUUUAAGUUUCUAACUUGUUAAAUCCAAUUUAAAUUGAACUCACUGCAGGAUUUCUUAUUAGUCCAAUUCUGUGGUUUAUUUGAAGUAUGUACAUACUGACUAGUGUCUUUUCAAAAGCACAUUUUAGGUACUAAAAAUAGAAGGAAAGAAAAUGCAUCUUCAGACACAUUUUAUGAAAUCUCCCACCACAUAUACUGUUAGAUUUGUGUAUCGUAGGGUGUUUGUUUUGUAUUUUUGUAUUGUAUAUGGACAUUAUUUUUUAAUGUGACAGUUAAACACAUCUUUAAAAGCAUAGUCACAGACAACAGAAACAUGGUAAAUGAUUUCCUUGAAAACUCCUACAAUGUUAAAUUUGGAGGCAGCUUCAGACUAUGGUGGUAAUUACUAACUGAGCUCUUUUAAUAGGUAAUAACUCCAGAGAAGCAGCCUGUGUAUAAUUCCUAACACUUGUUCACUUGCAUUUAAGUUUAGAAAAAGCCCCAAGUAAAACAAUGGAAAUGUAUAUAGAACUAUUAGUUUUUACAUGAUUUAAUUAUAUCAAGAUACAUGAAUUUAACUUACUUUUAUGUAGGCAAACUAUCUGUUUUGUCCAUUUUACUGUUUGUUAAAAUAACAUCCCUCUCCUACAUACUCUUUUCUUGACCCAAGUGAGAUAUUAACCGAAGGUCAAGAUGAGGAGAGAGAAACGACUGAGAUGAAUGUCUUUACUAAAAUACCAAUAAAUUUUGUCAAACUCAA
Messenger RNA from Sciurus carolinensis (gray squirrel), 2445 nucleotides. RefSeq names its product PEST proteolytic signal containing nuclear protein (gene Pcnp). The transcript is spliced from 6 exons. The record is from RefSeq and is a predicted model, not a curated record. Gene Ontology annotation, cellular component: nucleus. Bases 238 to 714 code for a protein of 158 amino acids. Lineage: Eukaryota; Metazoa; Chordata; Mammalia; Rodentia; Sciuridae. Gene Ontology annotation, biological process: proteasome-mediated ubiquitin-dependent protein catabolic process; protein ubiquitination.